Meira miltonrushii is the source of this 2314-nucleotide messenger RNA. RefSeq names its product putative transketolase. The record is from RefSeq and is a predicted model, not a curated record. Lineage: Eukaryota; Fungi; Basidiomycota; Exobasidiomycetes; Exobasidiales; Brachybasidiaceae. The transcript has a single exon. The coding region runs from base 209 to 2170 and encodes 653 amino acids. Gene Ontology annotation, molecular function: catalytic activity.
AUCUUGUUUGAAGUUCAUUCUGCUCAAAGAAGAAAGUGAGUAUUGUCGUCCCUCUGCAGCUUUUCAAACUUUCAUUCUAACCUUUCUCUCUUUCUAUUUUCUACCACCACCAUCCUAUCCUUGUCAUUAGAUAGACGCUCAUACUUUCCUUUGUUGAGCAUCAUCCAUUCAUACAUCUAAGACAAAUUCCUCUUAUACCAUAUUCAUAAUGCCUUCUCUACGUGAUUUCGAUCAAAAAGCUUUCGGUGGUAUUCCACUUGACACGUACAAGCCUGUUCCAGGUUUGAAGUUGUCUUCUACCAGCCUCACAGCUGAACAAAAGAAGCAAUUGCAAUACAACAUCAACUUGAUGCGCGAUUCAAUCGUCUUCUUCACUGCCAGCGGUGCUGCUCGUGGUGUCUCUGGCCACACUGGUGGUCCAUACGAUGUCGUCCCAGAAGCUGCAAUCUUGUUGUCUUUAUUCGAAACCGAAGGACCAAGCAAAAUCGUUCCCACCUUGUUCGAUGAAGCAGGUCACAGAUCCGCUCUCGUUUACUUGCGUGCCGCUUUGGACGGACAUCUAAAAGCAACAGAUUUGCUCAACUACCGUCGUGCUCAUCACGAAGGUGGCCCUCCAGGUUUGCCAGGUCACCCUGAAUUGAAAUUCACACCCGGUGUUGAAUUCAGUUCAGGUCGUUUGGGUCACAUGUGGCCAAUGGCAAACGGUGUUGCAUUCGCAAACAGAGACAAAAUCACAAUCUUGCUCGGUUCAGAUGGUUCUCAACAAGAAGGUGACGAUGCCGAAGCAGCUCGUUUGGCCGUCGCUCAAGAUUUGAACAUCAAAUUGUUCAUUGAUGAUAACGAUGUCACCAUUGCCGGACAUCCUUCCGAAUACUUCAAGGGAUUCUCCGUCGCCAAGACUUUGGAAGGUCACGGAUUGCAAAUCUUCCACGCUGAAGGUGAAGAUUUGGACUCCUUGUUCCCAGCAAUGAUGAAGACCUUGAACGCCAAGGGACCUGCUGCUUUGAUCACAAAACGUAAGAUGUGCCCUGGAAUCAAGGGUCUCGAAGGUACAACACACGGACACGAUGUUAUCCCUCUCGAGAAGGCUUACGCAUACCUCGAAGAGAAGGGAUACAACGAUGCUGUCAGCAUCUUGAAGAACAUCAAACCUGAUGCAAGCCCACUCAAAUUCAUUGGAUCAAGUAGCGACAAGGGAGCUAACCGUAGCACAUUCGGUGAAGCUGUCAAUGGCGUUUUGGACAAAUUGAGCGCACAAGAGAAAGCUGAAAAGAUCUUGGUUAUCGAUUCUGACUUGGCUGGUUCUACCGGUUUGGCAGCAAUCAAGAAGAAGCACCCUGACAUUUUCGUCUCUUCUGGUAUUUGCGAGCGCGGAAACUUCAGCGCUGCUGCCGGUUUCGGUUCCUUCUUGCCAAAAGGUGUUUACCGCACUGGUGUUUUCAGCACAUUCUCUGCUUUCUUGGAAAUGGUUAUCUCUGAAAUCACAAUGGCACGUUUGAACUUCUCCAACGUUUUAUGCCACUUUUCCCACUCUGGUGUUGAUGAAAUGGCAGACAACACUUGCCAUUUCGGUUUGAACAACUUGUUCGCCGAUAACGGUUUGCCAGACGGUCACACCACCAGAUUGUACUUCCCAGCUGAUCCUCAACAAAUGACAGCAUGUGUUGAAAAGACAAUCUGGGAUGAAGGUCUUCGUUUCAUCUUCUCCACCCGUGCCAAGGUCCCAUGGAUCACCAAGGAAAACUCUGACGAACGCUUCUACGGAUCUGAUUACAAGUUCGUUCCCGAAAAGGAUGAAUUCAUCCGUAAGGGUACAAAGGGAGCUGUCGUUACCUUUGGUGAUUUGACAUACCGUGCCGUCAGCGCCGUUGAUGAAUUGCGCAAGGAAGGUCACGAUAUCGCCUUGAUCAACAAGAGCACACUCAACAUUGUCGAUGAAGAUGCAAUCAAACAAUACGGAUCUUUGCCAUUCGUUAUUGUUGUUGAAUCUUUGGGUGUUAACACCGGUUUGGGAUCCAAAUUCGGAUCAUGGCUCUUGCAACGUGGUUUGACACCCAAAUACGCUCACUACGGUGUCAACAGAGAAGGAUCCGGUGGUUUGUGGGAACAAAUCCCAUACCAAGGAUUGGGAAGUGAAGAGAUCAAGACUGCAAUCAAGAAAUUCCUCUAGAUGGAUGAAUGAUUGUGACCUUUUUUACCUUCUGUCCCGUUUCUUAUUGAUUUGAAAUCUUCUCUAUAUAAAACCUUACCAUUUGUUAUAUGAUUGUGUACCUUUUUGAUAAAAAUGGAAGAGAAAUAAAAAUAGUUUUUGUAC